UGAAUCGCACCAAAGAACACUUACUACAUCCAAAUUAAGGAAUACAAAAUUUGUGGUGUUGGCCGUCGAUUCGGAGUGUAUAGUUCUUCCUAGAACCGUUGGGUUUUUUUUUUUUUUACAUAGUAAUUUUGCUCUCAGCAUCACCAUUUUUUAAUGACAGCACGAGUGUGAGCAUUCGGAUGGUGCGAAUAUAAAGGAUUUUUUAAAAAUCACUUAAACGUGCUUACGAUGAGAAGCAGUAAACACAAACGUCACAGCAUAGUUAAAAUACCCGUUGGAAGAGCACGGUGCCUCAAGCGAGUGAUUUGUAGAAAAACAAUGCUGGUCGGGUGGAAUGGCGAGACGCUAAUUAAUAGAUUGACUAGUGGCAAUGUAAACCACUCUCGGAGUUAAUAAUCCUACGCUGCUUGACUUACAGGUAUUUCCUGGAAGGAAAGAUGGGAUGUGGGGAGGUGGCUGGUAUUGUCCUGAUUGUGUUUGUCGCCAGCACCUGUGCACAAGAUCUGCCUAUGCAGGACAACAACAGGCCAUCAAAUGAUAUCGAGUCUCCACAGCAUGAUGAGAAACUCAUCCCAGCUGAUGAUGCUCCCCCAGAUGUUGAGCACGCAAGUGACGUUAACACUAUGGCGCCGAUAUCGGGUGAGGGUGACGUAACGCCUGGCAGCAUCACCAUUGCGCGAAUACAAGACCCUGCUCUCUAUCCAGGCCGGAACCACGACCGCCAUAUCCAGCACCUCUUCCCACCACGACGACCUAUUCAACAAGCCCGAAGCUCCACGCUAUCACAAAGAUGCCGACAGUUGAACCCGGUGUAAGAGCAGAUGUGACCUACCACAGCGCUAGCUUUGUCUUUAAUUUUAUUUCAAGCACAGCCUACUCGCCAGAAACUAAACCAAACGAAAACACUAAAAAUCCAGAGGUUCCCUUUAAUGAAGAGGUUACAUCUUUUUCUACAGACAGCAUAGGAAUUCCUUCUAAAAAUGACAAUACUGCGAUUUCUGUAGAGGAAAGUGGCAAAAGUACAGCAUCCUCAACAAAAGAUGUCCAAACCUUUAUGUCUACUAAAGAGCAAUUUAUGUUUAAAGGUUUAGCUGACACCACUGCUAGGGAGAUAACUACACACUUCCCAGUUAACAUUCCCACUACGGUUUCAUCUGACAGUAAAACGUGGAACAGAUCUUUGCUCGGCAAUAGCUUCACAGUCAAAGACUCUCCUCUCUCCACCGAUGUCAAGAUCCAAAUAACUACCAGUUCA
Molecule: messenger RNA, 1255 nt
Organism: Pomacea canaliculata
Lineage: Eukaryota; Metazoa; Mollusca; Gastropoda; Architaenioglossa; Ampullariidae
Exons: 2
Coding region: 438-815 (125 amino acids)
Source: RefSeq, a predicted model, not a curated record